Molecule: messenger RNA, 2751 nt
Organism: Mercenaria mercenaria
Lineage: Eukaryota; Metazoa; Mollusca; Bivalvia; Venerida; Veneridae
Exons: 7
Coding region: 160-891 (243 amino acids)
Source: RefSeq, a predicted model, not a curated record
AACUAACUUAUCACAUUUCUGCCCAUUGUAUUAAAUUUUCGCUCUUCGAUUUCAACAUAUAAAUAAUACAGAUAAAAUGCACAUUACAUAGACAUAUGCGUGCAGACGACUGUGUGACAACAAAGCUAGCUUCGGAGUUUUCUCUCUUCUGCUGAAAAAAUGAAGAAGAUCGGUCUAGCUUUUGUUCUGUGUGUUUUGUUGGCGGAGGGAAUAGCUGCAGAUGACCAUGGUACAUGCGCCAGUUCACCUGAUUGUCAGCUUUUCCCAAACCAAGACGCAGGCUUGGUCACACUUCAAGACCUGUCACAGAAAGUUGCGGGGCAACAUUGGAUAAUGCUUUAUUACUCGGAAUUCUCUGACAAACAAACCAUCGGAAAAUGUAACUUUAGAUGGAACGCUCCAGAUUCAGAACAGAACAUUAGAAGGGAGUUAAUGUGCUAUAAUAGACGGAAGAAGGACUGUUCAGACACUGGACAAAUAGUCACACGAAAAGUUGAUAAGUGCAGCAGAGGAAUGGAGAACAAUGCAACGAGCGUAAGAAUGGAAGGAAAGUUUUACAGUCAGAAUAUCGACCAGUAUUUUUGGUACGACAACUGCUGCGGAUACAACGACGCUGACGAAUGCACACAUCGCUAUCUAGAUCUCCUUGUCAGCAAGGACUUAUACCCUGAUUCUGUCGACGGUGAGCUUGACCUACAAGGACUUCCCUGGCAUCAUAUCGCUGCUGACCUUAAGAACCACUUUGAUAUGGAUUUCUCAGAUACGAGAAUAAAGUUUGCUUGGAAGGGACCAGACUGUGGAUUUGACGGGAAGAUCAAAACAAGCGGUGCGAGUCACGGAGAAUUGAAUUUCAUUGUAGUUGUUAUGUCCAUGUUAACAUUCAUGAUAUAAAAUACGAUGCAUAAUCAUGUAAUACGUAAAUUCUUUAACUUAGCUUAAAGCGAAUACUCAAUAAAACAAGAGCUAUAUUCGCUUAGUAGAAUUCCACACACUAAUCCUUUAAUGGAACAAGAGUUGUUUGUUUUUUUUGUCAACUUUACAUGUUUCUCACAAAAGAUUUUGUUCUACCAAAGGCUAGUUAGACUGUGAAUUUUAUGUGGUGUUAUUAAUAUUUAUGAUAUCGGUACAUGGCUAAAUCAAGUUUAUUUAUAGAGUAUAAUUGGCAUAGAAUGUCUUUACUAAUACACUAUUACUGUUAGAAAUGCAAAACAUUACUUCACUGAUGAUGGUCAUAUGAUAUGACCUGAACACACUGUGAUGGAAUGGUUAUGUGUUAUGUGUUGAGUAAAUAAUUUACGUAUUUUGACAAGCCCAGUUGCUAUAUCAUUACAAAAUCUGUAAUAUUGUUAUCAUAGAUUGUAUUACUAAAAAAAAUAUAUUCUUGUAAAAUGUUAACCUAACAUUGUAGGGAUAAAGUCGUUUUUUAAAAUGUUUGACGCAAGGAUAAGCAUGUUUGUAAUAACGUAUCUAUCUAUACUUCACUUAAACCAUGUUUAUAUAUAGAGAGAUAUGUUAAGAUAAUGCCAAAACUUCGUAUUUGGCCUGAAUAUUUAACCCUUAGCCUGCUGCAGGCGAUUUUAACAGCCUUUGCAAACAGCUUGGAACCAGAUCAGACGCCGAUUAAAUCGGCGUCUGAUCAGGUUCCAAGCUGUUUGCUACUCUGACAAUAUUUCUUCCAAUUUUGGAGCAAAUUGAAUGAACUUUACAAUUUUAGCAGACGACAUUUCCAGCAGACGACAAUUUAUCUAGCAUGCUAAAGGUUAAAGAAAUUGAAGACUUUAUCUACGUAUUGCAAAUAAAUGGAGCAGCAAAAUUGUUAGAUUGCACAAUGGAGAUAACGGUUAUACAAAAAAGCUUUUGAAUUAUCCUUGCUUAAUAUGAGUGUGAAGAAAAUGUCAUUUUAAUGCAAAACAAAACUAAUAUUUCAUUGUCCCCCGCAUUUUCAAUAUAUUAGCAUAAUUGUGAUAUUCAAGAGAAAAUAUUGUGUAUAUUUUAUAUGUUUUUAUAUUGCAUUUAUUUUAUUUUGUAAUUAAUACUGAUGUUUAGUUCCUCUCAGGAGCAGGAGUUACAGCCGAAAACGCGCACGUCGGUUAUCUGUUAAAAUGCAAACUCUGGAAAAAAAUAAAGAGAAGUUACAUUAUAUAGUGAAAAUAUGUGGCUAAAAAAAGGGAGCUAAAUAAAUGACAUAAAAUUAAAACUGCUUUUCACUAUUGACAUGUCAGUAGAGAAGAAUAUACUGAGUCAAUUUCACCGAAGAUAUAAAUUGUGAUAUUAGUACUAAAUUACUUACCUCGUUUCACGCAUGGAAUAUUUCGAAAUUUAACGUUAAAGUUAUAAAUGAAGUAUGUUAUCAAAUAUUAUUUCAGAUAUUCACUAUAACAUUUUGACAGAACGUAAAAUGUCUUGCGCUUUUAAAGUCGCUCAACUGUAGAAGUCAGUCGAAGUGUAUUUGAACAUGGUCUUAUUCUGAGUCUUGUUCAAAAUGUUAUAUCUAGGAAACAUACGAAGUAUGGCUUUAUAAGUUAUGAAACUCCUUAAGAUUGAAAACUUAAGAAAAUGAAGGACCAAGUGAAUAUCGUUCAGGUAUGAAGCAAACUUGUUUUGUGAAGACUGCAAAGAAAAAAGUUUGUAUUACUAUCUGAACGAACAAAGAACUUUCAAUUGCUUGUCAACAGUCUUAUUCUGUUUCGAAAUUGUUUUGCUAAAUGUAUUUUUAUCAUAAAAUAAUUAAUAAAAAAUAUUCCAUUAGUA